AUGAAAUCACAAACCAUUACCCUCUUCUUAGCUCUCAUUAUUGGAUUUUCAGCUGCACAAAAGUCUCACUUCGUAGCUGACUUUACUAAGUACUAAGAUCAAGCUAUGCAAGUCUAGGCUAAGAUUGGAGAUGACAUUCAUGUCAAGGUACCUGCUAAUCCAACCACUGGUUACUCUUGGAUGGUUGCUUCAAAUCUCUAAUCAUUCACUGGAAUCAACACUGUUUCAAAUAACUAUGUUUCACCUCAGCAAUCAAAUGGAGUAGCCGCCCAAGGUAAAGGUGGUGUUAACGUUAUGAGAUUCGGAAUCACUUCAACUGGAGAUAAAUAAAUCGAGUUGGUCUAUGCUAAGUCAUGGGAAGCCAACAAGUUCGCAGAUGCUAAUGGUCAAAUUAACUGGACUGCUUUCUUCAAUGACGGUAGAUUCGAUUACCAAAGAAAGUCAAUUAUAGUUUCUGCAACUAACUGA
Stylonychia lemnae is the source of this 468-nucleotide messenger RNA. NCBI's taxonomy places the organism in Eukaryota, Ciliophora, Spirotrichea, Sporadotrichida, Oxytrichidae. The record is from the annotation of a GenBank genome assembly.